Molecule: messenger RNA, 819 nt
Organism: Erigeron canadensis
Lineage: Eukaryota; Viridiplantae; Streptophyta; Magnoliopsida; Asterales; Asteraceae
Product: transcription factor CYCLOIDEA-like
Exons: 1
Coding region: 1-819 (272 amino acids)
Biological process (GO): regulation of secondary shoot formation
Cellular component (GO): nucleus
Molecular function (GO): sequence-specific DNA binding; DNA-binding transcription factor activity
Source: RefSeq, a predicted model, not a curated record
AUGUUUUCAUCAAAUCCUUUUCCACAUCUUUCCUCAUCCGCCAAUGUCUUAUUUCCUCCUACAAAUUCUUUCUUUGACCAUGAAAAAGAUGAUGUUGAAUUUCACAACUCAUUUCUCUCAGGAGACUAUAAAAUCCUUGCUUACAAUAAUAGUGCAAAACAGCUUGUUAUGCAAGAGCAACAGUUUUCUGAAGGAUCAGGGUUACAAUAUGGUGAAGACCAUGAUGAUCUUUUAGAUUCAGUCAUUUCUCCUUAUAAAAUGAAAAUGGCGGCUUUAAAGAAAGAUGGUCAUAGUAAGAUCGAAACAGCUCGAGGCCCACGAGAUCGAAGGGUGAGAUUGUCGAUUGACAUUGCAAGAAAAUUCUUUUCUCUUCAAGACUUGCUAGGGUUUGAUAAAGCAAGCAAAACCCUAGAUUGGCUUCUUGGUAAAUCGCUACCCUCGAUUAAAGAUUUGGUGGAACAGACGUCGACGACUCAGUGCUCGUCUUCAACUGUGACUGAAGAAUCUAAAGUUAAGUUUCUUGAAACCAUUGAAAGUAAUCGAAAGAAGAAAAAGAAAUCAGUAGUGGUCAAGUCAUGUGUCGUGCCGAAAAAGAAGAAAACAAGUGUGCAAAGAUGCAACAUUCAAGAUAAUGUUGCAAGAGAGCAGUUAAGGACAGAGGCAAGAGCAAGAGCUAGAGAAAGAACAAAAGAAAAAAUGAGAGUUAAAAAACUUGAUGGUUGGAGUCAAAUUGAACAACAGAAUGAUUAUCAUGAAGAUUCGAGUUUUCAGAUUAAUGGAUUUCAUGAGCAUCUUGGUGAUCAGGGGAUUAAUGAUUAG